This is a messenger RNA of Microdochium trichocladiopsis, 1077 nucleotides long. RefSeq lists its product as uncharacterized. Lineage: Eukaryota; Fungi; Ascomycota; Sordariomycetes; Xylariales; Microdochiaceae. The record is from RefSeq and is a predicted model, not a curated record. Bases 1 to 1077 code for a protein of 358 amino acids. The transcript has a single exon.
AUGUAUCCAGAACCUGGUGAGAAACUCAUACACGAGGAAGAAGAUUUCGAUUUUCUGGACGUCCUGGACGGCGCAAGUUCGCAGCUCGCAUCUGACGGGAGGGACUAUGUUUACGCCUUGCUCAGUCACCCCAGCGCCACACUCUCCGAUGGAGAGCUCAUCGUGGAACCGGACUACACCAAGACGAAACAACAUGUAUUCAAAGAUGUUGCUUUGCGCCUCAUCGAAGAGACUAAGAGUUUGCGGAUUCUCGCCGUGGUCAGUCCAAACAAAGAUCAUCUGUCUAAUGAUGGCUUUCCCACUUGGCUUCCACAGUGGGAUGGUCUUAGGGAGAAUUGUCCAGGCUCUUUUAAGUGCAGGCUUACCAGCAACCUCAGCUUCGCUGCUCCUGGCUACGAUCCACCCUUAUACUGGUAUAUCUCAGCCGGCAAGACCGACCUUCAUGUUCGGGGUUACGUUGUCGAUGUGAUCGAUGAGGUCACCAUUACUAUCCGGAUUCCUGAGCAUUCUCUCAAACGCCCCAAUGACAGGCCGUUCUACGAGAUCGAAAAUUGGCCCCUUCCUGCCGCACCUGCAUUCCGGUCAAGACAAAAUUCUGAUCUCAAGAGUCGACUAUCUGAAAUUUGUUGCACUUUACUGGCGAAUGGCCGACGGAAACCGUUGGAAAGAGAGUAUUACGACUUUUGCCGAUUUCGACACCACAUCCUCUCAUGUGCCUCAGUCUUUGAUGGGAAAACCCCUCGCCAUCCAAUUGCGCCUGAGGGGUUUGGAGAGCUGUGCGCAUCGGCCAGUUUAGCAAAACAACUUCAUUUCAUCCCAGAGAUCGUCCUGGCCAAUUGUAAUAACAGAAAGCUAUUCUCUACAAAGGCAGGCCGGCUUGGACUUGGAUCCCAUCUUGUCGAGAGUGGGGACCUGUGCUGCGUCGUCCAUGGCUGCUCGGUUCCCUUGAUACUCCGAAGAGAUCGCCAUGGUUACAGAAUGCUGGGCGCGGCUUAUGUCCAGGGCUUCAUCAUUGGAGAAUCUGGUCCUGAUGAUGGUAGCGAAGCAUUUCAAGAGCAGGAAUUUGUUUUGUUCUAG